Messenger RNA from Aspergillus terreus NIH2624, 876 nucleotides. Its product is annotated as oxidoreductase, short chain dehydrogenase/reductase family. The record is from RefSeq and is a predicted model, not a curated record. NCBI's taxonomy places the organism in Eukaryota, Fungi, Ascomycota, Eurotiomycetes, Eurotiales, Aspergillaceae. The transcript has 4 exons. Gene Ontology annotation, molecular function: oxidoreductase activity, acting on NAD(P)H, oxygen as acceptor. Bases 1 to 876 code for a protein of 291 amino acids. Gene Ontology annotation, cellular component: intracellular anatomical structure.
AUGGCACCCUCCGUCGCCCUCGACCACACCACCGCCGGCGUGCCGGAAUCCAUCCAGAACCCCGCCGUCGCCCGCACUGGGGACCUCUUUUCUCUCGGCGGCCGCACCGUUGCCAUCACCGGUGGUGCCCGCGGUCUGGGGAUUGUCCUUGCUGCGGCGGUUGUCGAGGCCGGCGGUGAUGUGGCCUGCAUGGAUCUGCUGCCCGCUCCCAGCGCCGAAGAAUGGGCGACGCUGCAGAAGCUUGCGACCGCGCGGGGUCUGAAGGCGACCUACACUCAAUGCGACAUCACCAACGAGGAGUCGACCAAGGAGGUGCUUGAGCGGAUUGCCGCGGAGGGCAAGGAGCGCAACAUGCCGCUGCGGGGAGCCAUUACCUGCGCCGGGAUCCAGCAGAUGGUGCCGGCUCUGGAGUACCCGAUUGAUAUGUGGCGGAAAAUGCUGGAUGUGAACGUGAUUGGAACCUUCAUUCCUGCGAAGCACUGCGCCCGCAUCUUCAAGGAACAAGGCACGCCCGGCAGUAUUGUGAUGAUUGCUUCUAUGUCCGGCCAGAUUGCCAACCGGGGCCUCACAUGCACCGCCUACAACUCCUCCAAGGCUGCCGUGCACCAGAUGUGCCGCUCCGUCGCCCAGGAAUGGGGCCAGUACGGUAUUCGCGUCAACACUCUGUCUGCGGGCUACAUCCGCACUGCCAUGACCGAUGCCCUUCUGAAGGAGAAACCCGAGGUCGAGCAGACCUGGAUGCGUGGCGCCCUGCUUGGCCGCCUGGGUGUGCCCGAGGACUUCAAGGCGCCCACUGUGUACAUGCUGGCUGAUGGCAGUGGAUUCAUGACAGGAACCGAUCUGAGGGUUGAUGGAGGUCACUGCGCCUCUGCUUGA